AUGGCAGAAGAAGGGGCUGUCUUCAAGAUGACCAGUGACCUGAAGGCUGUCAUCUCUGCCAUCCUCCAAGGCUAUGGGGGUGGGCGGCAGCCGGUGACAGACACCAGUGCGGAACUGCACAGACUCUGUGGCUGCCUGGAGCAACUGCUGCAGUUUGACCAGAAAGAGCAGAAGAGCUUCCUGAGGCCUCGGAAGGAUUACUGGGACUUCCUCUGCACAGCCCUGUGGCAGCAGCGGGGGGACACGGAGCCAGUCCACUUUGUCCACUCACAGGACAAGUUGAAGACCCCGCUGGGAAAAGGCCGAGCCUUCAUCCGCUUCUGUCUCGCCCAGGGACAGCUGGCAGAGUCCCUGCAGCUCUGCCUCCUGAACCCAGAGCUAACCAGGGAGUGGUAUGGCCCCCGGAGCCCUCUGGUGUGCCCUGAACUCCAGGAAGACAUCCUGGACUCCCUCUAUGCUCUCAACGAGGUGACCUUCGACUUGGACCUGCAACGGCCAGACUUGGAUGGAGCCUGGCCCAUGUUCUCAGAGUCCCGCUGCUCCAAUUCCAACUGGACCCUGGGAAGAAGACCCAGAAAGAUCAAAGAUUCCCCUAAGGAGAUCUCACCCACAUAUGGAGACCCCACAGGAGGCCACCCAGAGGAGCCACAUACCAGGCAAGCCAGUUCUCUGCGAGAUGCACCCAGGGAAGACAGGUUGACUGGACUCCCCAGGUCCCAGCAACAUAAGCAUCAGCCCCUCUUUUUGGAAAAGAAGAAAGAAGAUCCCAGGAGGCUUGGGCCUCCCCAGAGCAUGUGGGAACUAGAGGGGGAGGAGCUUCAGCAAAACCAGGAGAAAGGAGCUCCAAGGACGGGGAUGUGCCUGGAGAACUCAACACCUAGCAUCCAGGGACAGGGGAAGGGGGCCAAAGGGACUCUGAAGGAGCUGAUAGGGACAGAUACUGAGGGCAGGGGGGGUUUGCUGAGUGCAGAGGGCCAGAGAACAAUAGAUGGGACUUAUGAAGGGGAAGCAGAGAGGAGUCAGAUCCAUAGGCUGCUGGCCUCCAGCCCCAAAGAGAUGAUAAGGGAUGCAGUGUCAGGGAGCCCUCAGGGCGGGAAAGUGCCCAGCAUCCCGAGGGGGUUCUGGGUCCUUCAGGGCCUGGAAACAAAGGAAGGCUCCACCACGGAGAAGCCCCAAGAGCAAAUAGGAGUGACCAACGCAACCAGGAGGGAGGAACAAGCAGAGAUGGCCUUGCAGGAUGUGGUCCAGAGUCUCAGACAUGGGCUCCAGAAAACCAAGGAGCAGGCCCAGCACCAGGAACAGCUGCUGAAGGAGCAGGAAGGGGAGCUGAAGGCACUGCAGGAACAGCUCAGCAGGUGUCAGGAAGAGAGGGCCCGGCUGCAGGCGGAGCUGGAGCACAACCAACAGCAGGCUGAAAGGAAGGGUGCCAUGUAUGAGGAGGAGCUUGACGGGCAGCGGGACCUGGUCCAGGCCAUGAAGAGGCGGGUGCUGGAGCUGAUUCAAGAGAAGGAUAACCUGUGGCAGAAGGUCCAGCAUCUCUCUUCCUUGGCCCCUGGAUGCUGUGUUGUCUGUAACAAGAUCUUUGGUCGGCUGUCUCGGCGGUACCUGUGCAGGCUCUGCGGAGGCCUGGUUUGCCAUGCCUGCUCUGUGGAUUUUAAGAAGAAGGAGUGCCACUGCCCACCCUGCUCCCAGAGGAGAGAAGCCCAGGUCCUCUGA
This is a messenger RNA of Lipotes vexillifer (Yangtze River dolphin), 1716 nucleotides long. It is a transcript of the gene RUFY4, whose product is annotated as RUN and FYVE domain containing 4. The record is from RefSeq and is a predicted model, not a curated record. Gene Ontology annotation, cellular component: autophagosome. Gene Ontology annotation, biological process: positive regulation of macroautophagy; autophagosome assembly. NCBI's taxonomy places the organism in Eukaryota, Metazoa, Chordata, Mammalia, Artiodactyla, Lipotidae. The transcript has 11 exons. Bases 1 to 1716 code for a protein of 571 amino acids. Gene Ontology annotation, molecular function: phosphatidylinositol-3-phosphate binding.